Ciona intestinalis (vase tunicate) is the source of this 990-nucleotide messenger RNA. RefSeq names its product BPI fold-containing family C protein-like. The record is from RefSeq and is a predicted model, not a curated record. Gene Ontology annotation, molecular function: lipid binding. NCBI's taxonomy places the organism in Eukaryota, Metazoa, Chordata, Ascidiacea, Phlebobranchia, Cionidae.
UUGACGUUUAUUUUUAAUCAGACAGCAAACUGAUAGGUUGUAAAGUUAUGAAAUUUAAUAAUAUAGCAGCUGAAUAUGAUUUACUGAAAACAGGCUUGACGGAUAUUAAUGAAACAUAUUUUGGAAAAGUAUUCAAUACAAGUCAAGCAAAGAGAGCGUAUUGGUUGUUGAUCAUUGCUUUUUCUGUUGUCCUCUUCAUAUGGGUACGACAAGGAAAACCAACAACAACGGAAAAGCCUUUUGACGCGCCAGAAUGUAUAGCUAAAAUUCUUAAUAACACUGACAAUCUUCAACUGAAAAACAUUUCCCUGGACGACAUAUCUGGGGAGUGGAAAAUUCCGUUCAGUGAUGUAAAUUACGCUCUUUUACAUUUAAAGAUGUAUCAAUUCGCGAUGGCAACAACAACAGUACAACUCACGAAAUUCCCCAACACAGUGAUUCGUUUCGGCAUUGAACACGGGAGCUUUGUGAUUGACGGCGACUAUGGAUUUAGAUAUCUCAUGAUCGACGAAAGUGGACAUUUCACCGGAAAAGCAACCGAUAUUUAUUUGGAUCUAAAUCUAGUUGUUCCAAAAACAAACGGCGGUAAAACCCCAGUAAUUAUACAGGAUUGUACUGCAUCUGUAUACCACGUAUCAUUAUCGACAAAGGGUAAAUUAGCAUUGGUUUUUAAUAUCUUGUUAAACUCAUUGAAAGAGAGCACCAUUAAAGGUUGGCAAUCACAGCUUUGUUCUAAAAUUGGCACCGAAUUAAUAAAACAUUUCGAAACAUGUUUCUAAAGUCUCCAAUAAAGAAUAUCGAGGUAGUCCCUCCUUUGGAUUUAUUUUAUCUCUAUUAUCGCAGUUUUAAUUUUGUACAAACUUUGCCAAGUACAAAUGCUCUCUCACUUUCUCUUACUCUCUCCCCCUCUCUCUCUCUAUAUAUGUCUGUCCUUUGUGUAAUCUUUUUUGGCAUGUUAAACGUGAAAAAUUAAAAUACAGGUGUACAUGC